CGUGUUUCACUGGGACAAUAGUGAGUGGCGCACACUUCCUUCGCCCGGCCACAGAAGACAAAAAAGAGUUGCUGGUGUAACAAUAGGAAGAAUAUAUUCCACUCCUCUCUUGUACACGCGGCUUAUGAGAUGAACGCUCGUCAAGAAGAACGUCCCCUUCAGCAGCAGGAGGAUCCACAGCCCCCCCACAUUAAAGAGGAAGAGGAGGAAGUGUGGAUGAGUCAGGAGGAAGAGUUUCUUCCAGGGCAGGAGGAGGCUGAUGUCAGCAAGUUUCCACUGACUGUUGUCUCUGUGAAGACUGAAGAGCAUGAAGACAAACCACCUGAGUCCUCACAGCUUCAUCACAGUCCAAACGUCUGUGAAGAACAUCUUCUCCCUGAGCAACAGAAGUGGAGCUUCAGGAUGGAGCCACAGCCCUCCCACAUUAAAAAGGAAAAGAAACACCCACUGAUCCCCCAUUUUAAAGCGGAAGAGGAUGACCCACUGACCACUCACAUCAAAGAGGAAGAGGAGGACUCAUUGACCCCCAAUUUUAAAAAGGAAGAGGAGAAGCCACUAAUAACCCAUUUUAAAGAGGAAGAGGAGGACCUACUGACCCCCUACUUUAAAGAGGAAGAGGAGGACCAAGAGCCGCCGCACAUUAAAGAGGAAGAGGAGGAAGAGGGCAUCAGUCAGCCUAAAUGGUUGGAGGAGUUCCCAGUGACUGGUGUCCCUGUGAAGAGUGAAGAUGAUGAGGUGAAAGGUGAAAGUGAGGAGAGGGGAGGGGGGGAGCCUCCAAGCAGCAGCUCAACACAACACAUGACAACAGAAGCUGAUGGAGACCACUGUGGAGGAUCACAAGCAGACAAGCUCUUAGCUCCACUAUCAGAUAGUGAGGACACAACGUCACACUCUCCUGACACUGAUGAUGAAGACUCUAAAGAUGAUAAGACAUGUCACACUGACAACACUCACUUCACAUCUUCUCACUGUCACAAAACCUUUAAAUACCAUUGUCGUCUAAAAUCACACAUGAGAACACACACUGGAGAAAAACCUUUCUCUUGUUCAAUCUGUGGUAAAGGUUUUACACAAAGUAUCAAUUUGAAAGUACACAUGAGAACACACACUUGUGAAAAACGUUUUUCCUGUUCAACCUGUGGUAAAGGUUUUACACAAAGUCAGAGUUUGAAAAUACAUAUUAGAACACACACUAGAGAAAAACCUUUUUCUUGUUCACUCUGUAGUAAAGGUUUUACACAAAGUAUCAAUUUGAAGGUACACAUGAGAACACACACCAGUGAAAAACCUUUUUCCUGUUCAAUCUGUGGUAAAGGUUUUAGAGAAAGUCAACAUUUGAAAAGACACAUGAGAACACACACUGGUGAAAAACCUUUUUCAUGUUCAAACUGCGGUAAACAUUUUACUCAGAGGCCAGAUUUAAAAGUACACAUGAGAACACACACUGGAGAAAAACCUUUUUCAUGUUCUAUCUGUGGUAAAGAUUUUACUCAGAGGCCACAUUUGAAAGUACACAUGAGAACACACACUGGAGAAAAACCUUUUUCAUGUUCAAUCUGCGGUAAAGAUUUUACUCGAAGGGAAAAUUUCAAAAAGCACAUGAGAAUACACACUGGAGAAAAACCUUUUCCUGUUCAAUCUGCAGUAAAUAUUUUGCGCAACGGCACUAUUUGAAAGAACACGUGAGAACACACACUGGAGAAAAACCUUUUACAUGUUCAGUAUGUUGUAAAAGUUUUUUACAAAGUCAGCAUUUGAAAAGACACAUGAGAAGACACCCAGGAGAGAAAGUGUUGAGUUGCAGUGUGUGUGGUGAA
Molecule: messenger RNA, 1817 nt
Organism: Nerophis ophidion (straightnose pipefish)
Lineage: Eukaryota; Metazoa; Chordata; Actinopteri; Syngnathiformes; Syngnathidae
Product: oocyte zinc finger protein XlCOF22-like
Exons: 3
Coding region: 130-1674 (514 amino acids)
Biological process (GO): regulation of transcription by RNA polymerase II
Molecular function (GO): DNA-binding transcription factor activity; RNA polymerase II cis-regulatory region sequence-specific DNA binding
Source: RefSeq, a predicted model, not a curated record